UGCUCGAUUGUUUUCACGAGGAAGAGGAAUCAUGUCAGAACCAUUGUGGCCAUGGCAGGUCGGGCUCCCCGGAGACGAGACCUGGACGAGCUCCUUCCCAGUGAAAGAGCCCGAUCUGGGGAUCCCCAUGAAGGACAACAGCGGAGGAGGCGGGGCCUUGGAGGAAGGAGCCACUCGGAAGCCGAGGGGCCAUCCGUCGGGCUCCAAGAAUAAGUGGAAGCGGCCGAUCUUUGUGACCAUACAUAGUCCUAACGUGCUUCGGAGCCUCGUGAUGGAGAUAGCCAGCGGCGCAGAUGUAGCCGAGUGCGUGGCCCGGUUUGCCAGACGGCGACAGAGCGGUGUCCGCGUGCUCAUCGGGAGGGGCACGGUCACCAAUGUCACGCUCCGGCAACCCACGGCACCGGGGACGGUCGUGGCCCUUCACGGCCGCUUUGAGAUUCUCUCCCUCACUGGGUCCUUUUUCCCUGGUCCUGCCCCGCCAAGGUCAACUGGAUUGACCAUAAGCCUGGCUGGAGGCGGAGGUCAAGUGGUCGGCGGAAGCAUUGUGGGCUCGCUCGUGGCUUCGGGGCCUGUCGUGCUGAUCGCGGUCACCUUUUCUAAUGCUACUUACGAGAGACUGCACUUGGAGGAGGAAGAGGAAGCGGGCAGCGGGCAGCAACAAGGUGGGAUGGCGGCCCUUCAUCGAUGCAAGACUGAUACGAUGUUUGUUCUGCGGGGUUACUAG
Eucalyptus grandis is the source of this 724-nucleotide messenger RNA. Its product is annotated as AT-hook motif nuclear-localized protein 19-like. The record is from RefSeq and is a predicted model, not a curated record. The transcript has a single exon. Lineage: Eukaryota; Viridiplantae; Streptophyta; Magnoliopsida; Myrtales; Myrtaceae. Gene Ontology annotation, molecular function: DNA-binding transcription factor activity; minor groove of adenine-thymine-rich DNA binding. The coding region runs from base 32 to 724 and encodes 230 amino acids. Gene Ontology annotation, cellular component: nucleus.